Molecule: messenger RNA, 4809 nt
Organism: Xenopus tropicalis (tropical clawed frog)
Lineage: Eukaryota; Metazoa; Chordata; Amphibia; Anura; Pipidae
Gene: hcfc2
Product: host cell factor C2
Exons: 16
Coding region: 70-2571 (833 amino acids)
Biological process (GO): positive regulation of DNA-templated transcription
Cellular component (GO): nucleus
Source: RefSeq, a predicted model, not a curated record
CCCUACACAUAUAAACGUUUUGUUUCAUGUAUUUGCUAACUACUAUGGGCAAUUAGAUGCCCCUGGCCAAUGUUAGGGAAAGAUUUCCACACUGCGCGCUUGAAGCUUGCCAUUUCUUCUCCCAGUGACAGCGCUGUCCCUGUCCCCGCCUCUCCCUUUGCCGCUGUUCGCCCUGGCGUUGAACCCCUCCGCCCCGCUGCAUUGUGGGAUGGAGGAGCGGAGGCGGUGGGGGCUGUGAUGGCUGCGGCUGUUCCCGUCCAGUUGACCUGGGGGAAGGUUCUUUCCUCUACCGGCCCGGAGCCACGCUCCCGGCAUGGACACAGAGCGGUGGCGAUCAGGGAACUCAUGAUUAUCUAUGGGGGAGGGAACGAGGGCAUCGCGGAGGAGCUACACGUCUACAAUACGGCAACCAAUCAAUGGUUCCUUCCAGCUGUGAGAGGAGAUAUCCCACCAGGCUGUGCAGCUCAUGGGUUUGUUUGUGAUGGGACAAGAAUCUUAGUUUUCGGAGGAAUGGUAGAAUUUGGAAGAUACAGCAAUGAUAUUUAUGAAUUACAGGCCAGUCGAUGGCUGUGGAAGAAGCUAAAGCCUCAGGCCCCAUCAUCUGGAUCACCACCGUGCCCCCGACUUGGUCACAGCUUUUCCCUGCACGGAAGUAAAUGUUAUUUAUUUGGUGGUCUAGCCAACGAAAGUGAGGAUACCAACAAUAACAUUCCCAGAUACCUAAAUGAUUUGUAUGAGCUUGAGUUACGUCCAGGAAGUGGUAUUGUUGGCUGGAAUAUCCCAGUAACCAAGGGGACACCACCAUCUCCCAGAGAGUCUCACUCAGCAGUGGUUUAUUGCAGGAAAGAUACUGGAAAGCCAAAGCUUUAUAUAUUUGGGGGAAUGUCUGGAUGUCGACUAGCAGAUCUUUGGGAACUUAACAUUGAAACAAUGACAUGGUUAAGUCCUCAAAGUAAAGGUGCAGCCCCUUUACCCAGAAGCCUUCAUACAGCAAAUAUUAUAGGAAAUAGGAUGUAUGUUUUUGGUGGCUGGGUUCCCCAGAGACAAUGUGAUGAUAGUCCAUUAUCUAAAGAUAACCAGUGGAAGUGCACCAACUCAUUUUCAUACCUGGAUUUAGAUAAAUCAGAGUGGGUAACGUUGAAAUCAGACUGUCAGGAAGAGAAAAAGAACUGGCCUGGGCCCAGGGCAGGGCAUUGUGCAGUAACAUUUGGCAAACGUCUGUAUAUCUGGAGUGGGAGGGAUGGCUACAAUAAGGCAUGGAAUUACCAAGUCUGCUGCAAAGACUUAUGGUAUAUUGAUACAGAUACCCCGCCUCCACCAUCACAAGUUCAGCUGAUCCAAGCUACCACCAAUUCUUUUCACCUUAAGUGGGAUGAGCUUCCAACAGUGGAAGGAUAUAUUUUACAGCUGAAUCCAGAAUCUCCAGCUUCUUCCAUUGCUGGAACUCCUGCUCCCCUCAGUGAAAUUUCAGCACUAAAUCAAGGCAAUGGUCGGUCUGGAGAUUAUUCAACUACUCUGCCUUUGUUUCAAACAGGACUUUUGGGCUCAGGUGAAGCAGGAGACUGCCAAGAGUCCCCACAGCAAGCUGUAAAUUGUAUACUUUCUUCUGGCCUUCGAGAUCAUGUGUGUGAGCAAAACACCCACAACAGGCCUAAUAAGGUACAAAGUCAGCCAUCUAAUUUACUGCAAGAAAGAUCUGCGGCCCUGUCUGAGAAUCCAUCACUUUCUUGCAAUUUAAAUGGCAAGCAGCAAGCACUGCGCAGGCUCAAUUCUGUAGUUACAGCUCCACUGCAAUAUAUGCCUUCUAUUGAUAGCUGCACAUCACAAGCUAAGAGCACCCUUCCUCACUCAAAUAAUAACAGUAAAGACAGCAAAAUAAAAUCCGGGGUGAAAAAUGGUCAGAGACAGUGGUAUGAUGUUGGCAUUUUUAGAAAUAAUAGUGCUGUGGUGACUCAGUUCUUUCUCUUGCCAGAAGAAAAACAAGAUGCAUCAGGCAAGGGUGGUGAUUCAGAUAUCCCAGAUUACACACUGCUGAAAAAGCAUGAUUUAUUACCAGGAAGUGUUUACAGAUUCAGGGUGGCAGCAAUUAAUGGAUGUGGAGUAGGUCCAUUCAGUAAAGUUGCUGAAUUCAAGACAUGUAUUCCAGGUUAUCCUGGGGCUCCCUCAUCUGUAAAGAUUACAAAGAAUGCUGAAUGUAUCCAUAUUUCCUGGGAUACACCCUCUUCACCCACUGGAAAUAUUUUAGAAUACUCUGCUUAUCUAGCCAUACGCACAUCGCAGGUUGCAGAGACUCUAAAUCAGCUGGUGUUCAUGAAAAUUUACUGUGGCCAAAAAACGUCCUGCACUGUAACAGCUGCACAGCUGGCAAAUGCACAUGUCGACUGCAGCUCCAGGCCUGCCGUGGUGUUUAGAAUUUCUGCAAAGAAUGAAAAAGGCUACGGCCCAGCUACUCAAGUGAGGUGGCUACAAGAUUCAUCUAAAAAUAAAAAGGAAACAAAGGCCACCGAUAAACAGUGUGUACCUCCAUCACAAAGCAGAGAAAAUGUAAGGCUGAAAUUGGAAAGUCCAUAGCAAGAUAUGGAGGAGAUGUCCAGGGAUUUCUCACUGCAACUGGAAGGAAUUCAUGCUGUCCCUCAGUUCAGUUUUUUUUUUGUUAGUUUUCAGUAGGUGUAGGUAUCACCUUUUGUAAUAUUUUGUAAAUUUCAAAAUGUUUAUUUUUGCAUUAUGCUUAAAAGACUUAUUGUAUAAAUACUUAUGUAUAAAUAUAUGGAGAUAUAUAUAUAUACUUUUAAAUAUGCAUAAAUGUAAACGUAUAUAUGUGCUCAGGAGAUGUUACUUGGUACAGUUUCUGUUUAUAAGAAACAAUUUGCUUCCACUUUGUAACCACUUACCUAUACUUUUAAGUAUUUGGUGUUAAGCAAUAAAAAUGGUGCAAAGGGGUUGGAGGGAUAAAGUGCAAUACCAUAGGCACUUAGCAUUUCACAUUGUGGGGAUGGUGCCAGUUUUACAUAACAGAAUAAGGAAUAUCAGCGUGAAACUUUGGAUUUUAUUAUAGAUUUUUAUAGAAAAAAAAAUCCAAAUAUUUAGCAUUUUUAAAAUAUUUGACUAUUUUAAAUAGCUCUACAUAAAUAUUUAAAACGUUAACCAAGGAGAAAGUUAUAAUUCAGCUGAAAGAAUGGCCAUAGACACAGUCCUGCUGGUCCCCAUCUUCUUAUUUGUGCCAAAAGCCUUACACCUAUAAGUCAUAAACCCCAUGCACUAAGCAAGUACCUCUUCUGUUUGCCUACCCCAUGUCUGGGUUCUCCUCCCCACACCACCUGCCCCUCACUACCACCCCCCCAUGUCGUCCACUGCACGUGCGUGGGUGGGGGGGGGGCUGUGGAUAAGUGGCUGACGGGAUUGCCUAGGGGCUAUUGUAUUUCACUUGCAUGCAUUAUUAUCUUUGGUUAUCCUUGCAUCGAUAAGCACUGUGCUCUGCACCUGAUUUUUACUCCUUCCCAAGGCAUAGAGGGCACCUUCCUAGGGUGCUGGCACAAGUCCUUUGUAUAUGGGCUCUAAUGGGUGCAGUUAUGUCCACUUAUUCCGAUAUGUAAUAAAAGACACUAAGUUUGCACAGGAGCAGAAGUUUAUAACAACCAAUAAGAUGUUUGUUUUCGAACAUGUGUACAGUAAAUGCAACCUGCUGAUUGGUUGCUAUGGGUUACUGCUCCUGGGCAAACUUACAUAACCGUAUUAAUGCUCUACACCUUGCUUCGAUACCCAUAUUAAAUGAGCCUUUUAGUAGCUCAAAGCUGUGCCUAUUUUAGCAGAAUAGUUAUGAUUAUGAGUAUAGUAAUUGAUUUCUUGGAUAAUUAUGGAAAUGUAUUCCGCUAGGUAUUUAGAGAAGAUAUAUUUUGCAACCUGAAAAGAGUUUAGCUGUCCCCCAUACAAAAGUUAACAACAAAAAUGGUUUGGUAGGAGUACAUCUCUGAUUUUGGCUACUGUUUUCUUUGCGAUUUUCAGUCUAAAACGCUCUGGUGCCACUUUCCAAGCCAGGAGCCAACAGUACUUACACUUUCAGAUUGUUUGACAAAACAUGCAGAGGGGGUUUGGGGUCCUCCCCACUUUAAAUUUGCCAGUAGUAAAAAGUGAGAAAGAGUGAAAUUUGCAAGUGCAUUGUAAAAUAAAUGCCGCAUAUGUGAUGAGGAAAAGCACAAAGGUACCAACUUAACUUUUACUCAUUAACACUGAUCACUGUAACCUUCCAUUUCAAUUGCUACCUAUACGCAUAUGGGCAUCUCUAUCUACCUCAUAAGCAAUAGGCAUGCAAAAGAGAGAAAGACAUCUCAAGUAAUUGGCUAUUUGUGUUUCAGCAGCCAGUUGCUUUGGCAACUAUCAUUGCAAUGGUCUUAUUUUACAUCCAGCAUUUCCCCAGCACGCUCCUCUCUAAAGUUUUGUGUAAGUGGCAGGCGCAUUGAUUGAUAGUUGGGUUACAUUGCAGCAGCAUAACACCAGUCUAUGUAAGGUUACAGUAAACUAAUAGUAGGGCUCAAGAUGAAUGUUUGGUAGAAAAGUGAACAACUGUGAAAUAUUGAAUCCAUUCUGUGGUUUAUGGGCACCUAUGCUUUCCCUUUGAUAACUUACAUUAGUUUAUUAUCUGUUUUCUUACUGGGCUGAGUGACACAGUGCUGGUAGGGAUCUGUCUCAUUAGGAAAUCAUUGGCAUCUGUAAUUAGGACUGCAUCUGUAAAGAACAGGGGGAGCAGCUAUGUUAGUGAAUGCUUUGUGUCCCCUUUAAAAUAUUAGAAUAAUGCUUAAUGUUUCUAGUUGU